AUGGCAAGUAACUUAAAAAUGCUUGACAUUUCAUCCACUAAAAUACGGGAGCUACCUGAUGAAAUUAGGACGUUAAAGAAGCUGGAAAUUAUAGAUGCACAUUGUUCUAGAUUGACAGGAAUUCGAAGCCUACCAACAAGCAUUCGUACCCUUCACUUAGGAAACUGUGAUGAUGUCGAAGCAUUGCCAGAGCUUCCCUCAAGUUUACAAUUUCUGCAUGUAGAGUUGUGGGGAUUGCAUGUUACCCCUAAUCUUGUAAAUCUAGUUAAUCUACAAUCCCUGCGGUGUUAUCAGAUUCCUGACAACAUGAAUCAGAUAAUUUUAAGUGAUAUUGCUAAAUCAUCCAAAUUGCAGAGGUUGGACUUUGGAUGGAGCAAUAUUAUGACCCUACCGAAAGAGAUUGAUGCCCUUUCUUAG
Molecule: messenger RNA, 417 nt
Organism: Cornus florida
Lineage: Eukaryota; Viridiplantae; Streptophyta; Magnoliopsida; Cornales; Cornaceae
Exons: 2
Coding region: 1-417 (138 amino acids)
Molecular function (GO): protein binding
Source: RefSeq, a predicted model, not a curated record